AUGAAAGGCCGAUUCGAUUUUAUCAACAACACUUUGGUAUUUCUCGGAACUGAGCCUCCGGGCGAAAUCAAGGUGGUGACGAGCCCCACAUUACCUGUGACGUUGGUUUUUUGGGAGCGGUUCUUUGUAUGGUGGUACACAUAUAAGAAUUAUUACGAUUUCUUCACAAAAUGGUGGUCGCAGAGCAGAAUGUGCAGCAGUGGUCUCGGCAGGCGAUCACAUCAUACAAUGCUAUAUACAGUUAUUAUAAUUGACACUGUGAUUGACUCAAAUUUGGUUUGA
Molecule: messenger RNA, 282 nt
Organism: Necator americanus (New World hookworm)
Lineage: Eukaryota; Metazoa; Nematoda; Chromadorea; Rhabditida; Ancylostomatidae
Exons: 3
Coding region: 1-282 (93 amino acids)
Source: RefSeq, a predicted model, not a curated record